AUGGCGAACCAGAAUCAAAACCUGAUCCAGCGGAAGCAACGUGAAGAUUUUUCUUUGAAGGAGACAACACCUAACAUCAAUGCCGGAAGAGUGAUAAGUGGUGACAGGCUUCCAACUGCAUUUGAUCUUGUUGAACAGAUGCAGUUUCUUUUCGCUCGGGUAGUGAGGGCGAAAGACUUACCGGAAACCGGUAAAUCGGAUACCUGCAACCCUUUCGUCGAAGUGAAACUCGGAAGUUUCGUAGGAACAACAAAGGUUUUCGAGAAAAAUUCAAAUCCGGAGUGGAACCAGGUUUUCGCUUUUUCUAAAGAGAGGAUUCAAGAACAAGUUUUGCAGAUUGUUGUGAAGGAGAAGGAUGUUCCUGAUGCGUUGAUCGGUCGUGUCGCGUUCACGAUUUCGGAUAUUCCUAUGAGGUUUCCGCCUAAUAGUCCUUUGGCGCCGCAGUGGUAUAAGCUAGAGAAUCUCAGUGGUGUGAAGCUUGAUCAAGGAGAGUUAAUGGUUUCUGUUUGGAUGGGAACACAAGCUGAUGAGAGUUUUCCUGAUGCUUGGCAUUCAGAUGCAACUGCUACGAGUGACGAGAACAUCGCGUACACUCGCUCGAAAGUGUAUAUCUCUCCGAGGCUUUGGUAUCUUAGAGUUACUGUGAUUCAAGCACAAGAUUUGUUACUCAAGAACAAAAGUGGAAACAAUGGUGACAUAUUUAUUCAAGGUGUUCUUGGGAACUUGGCGUUGAGAAGCCGGCCGAUGAGGAUUCAUCCGAAUCCUAUAUGGAACGAGGAUUUGAUGUUUGUUGCAGCCGAGCCUUUCGAUGAUUCCUUGCUUUUGAGCAUUGAGCAAGGUCUAGGAAACUCCAACAAGCAUGAAAGUUUGGGCAGUUGUGUGAUUCAUCUUAAGGACGUGGAGAGAAGAAUCGACGCAACUCCAACGGCUAGUGUUUGGUACAAUCUUCAAACGCCUAAAGAACUCGAAGGCGACGAGGGCAUUAAAUUUAGUACUAAACUGCAUUUUCGAAUCUCUUUGGAUGGAGGGUAUCAUGUUUUGGAUGAGGCAACUCACUAUAGUAGCGAUCUAAGGCCGUCGUCUAAGUAUUUGAACAAACCAAGUAUCGGUGUUUUGGAAUUAGGAAUCUUGAACGCGGUUGGACUAUCUCCGAUGAAGAAGGAUCGAACUGAUGCGUAUUGUGUAGCGAAGUAUGGUCCAAAGUGGGUGAGAACAAGGACUAUUGUCGAUAGUUUUUCACCGAGAUGGAAUGAGCAAUAUACUUGGGAAGUUUAUGAUCCUUGCACCGUUAUCACGAUUGUCGUGUUUGAUAAUGGAAACUUACAUGGAGGAGGGAAAAAUGGAGACGGAGGAGUCGAUAAGAGAAUCGGUAAGGUAAGGAUUAGGCUUUCGACACUCGGAAGUGAUAGAAUCUAUACUCAUUUUUAUCCACUUAUAAACUUGCAUACUCAAGGAGCACGAAAAAUGGGAGAAAUUCAAUUGGCAGUGAGAUUUUCUUGUCCUUCUUUGUUGAAUGUUUUGCAAACCUAUACUCAACCUUUGCUCCCGAAAAUGCACUACCUAUGUCCGUUGUCGAUGUUUCAGCUCGAUAGUUUACGAAACCAGGCUGCAGCGAUCACGAUAAUGAGGUUCAGAAGAGCCGAACCGCCUCUUAGUAAAGAGGUAGUUGAGUUCAUGCUGGAUAUGAGAGCAAAUGUGUGGAGCAUGAGGAGAGGAAGAGCUCAGUUUUACAGGAUCGCGAGUCUUCUCAGCGGUUUAGUCUGGUUUAUCAAAAAAUUCGAGGAGAUUCGCAGUUGGAAGAGUUCGUUUACAACGAUAGCUGGUUAUAUCAUGUUUCUCUUUAUCAUUUACAAGCCAGGAGUUAUUUUGCCAUUCAUGUUUACCAUCUUAUUCUUUAACGGAAUUUUGAACUUCCGAAUUAGCGGCGGUAAUCUUCAGAAAAGGUACGACAGAUUGCGUGGCAUUUCGGGAAGAGUGCUCGCUGUGAUGGGCGAUUUGGCAACCCAAGGAGAGAGAGUGCAGGCCCUUAUCAGCUGGAGGGAUCCAAGAGCAACAGCAUUGUUCCUGAUUUUCUGCGUGGUUGCUAUGAUUUUGACUUUUGUCAUUUCUUUUCGCAUUAUCGUCUUCCUUUCGGUCACUUAUGUGUUAAGACCUCCAAGGUUUCGCUUCGAUUUGCCAGCGUUUCCGCAAAACUUCCUCAGGAGGAUGCCUGCAAAAUCAGAUGGCAUGUUAUGAGCUGCAAUUUGUCUUCCGUCUUUUGCUUUUU
Molecule: messenger RNA, 2266 nt
Organism: Vicia villosa (hairy vetch)
Lineage: Eukaryota; Viridiplantae; Streptophyta; Magnoliopsida; Fabales; Fabaceae
Product: FT-interacting protein 4-like
Exons: 2
Coding region: 1-2235 (744 amino acids)
Source: RefSeq, a predicted model, not a curated record